Molecule: messenger RNA, 1032 nt
Organism: Fusarium odoratissimum NRRL 54006
Lineage: Eukaryota; Fungi; Ascomycota; Sordariomycetes; Hypocreales; Nectriaceae
Exons: 1
Coding region: 1-1032 (343 amino acids)
Source: RefSeq, a predicted model, not a curated record
AUGCCCUCCCAAGAGUUCACCCAAAUCCCCGUAAUCGACAUCUCAUCCCCCACUCCUCAAACGCUCUCUAAUCUCCGCACCGCCCUCACAGAAAUCGGCUUCCUCUACAUCUCCAAUCACUCCGUCCCCACCUCCACAAUAACAUCCCUCAUCAACAUCCUCCCAGAACUCUUUUCCCUCCCCCCAGAAGCAAAACAAGAAAUCGCUCUAGAAAACUCCCCGCAUUUUCUAGGAUACAGCGCUGCCGGGACGGAAACUACAGCUGGGAAAGCUGAUCUGAGAGAACAAGUUGAGCUUGCGACGGAACUUGAGAGAGCGCCUGAUGGUGCGCCGCUGUAUGAUGGGUUGAGGGGGCCGAAUCAAUGGCCGUCUGGGCUUCCGGAGUUGAAGGGUGUUGUUACGCGAUAUAUUGAGGAACUCACACUACUAGGGGAACGAUUUCUUCGACUUGUUGCCCAAGCUCUUGAUCUUCCGAAAGAGAUCUUCUUCUCAUACCUUUCUGAUCAACAUCGUCUUAAAUUGGUUCACUACCCAGCUUCAACAACCUCAUCCCAAGGCGUCGGUCCUCACAAAGAUUCCUCAGGAUGGUGGACCUUCCUCCUCCAAGCAUCCCCCCAAGUACACGGCCUUCAAGUCCUCAACAAAUCCGGCUCAUGGAUCGACGUCCCCGCCAUCCCGGACACUUUCGUCGUCAACAUCGGCCAAGCGUUUGAAGUCGUGACUAACGGGAUAUGCAAAGCGACGACGCAUCGUGUACUGUCCUCCCCAAAGGAAAGGUUCAGCGUUCCGUUCUUUCAAGGUGUGCGACGCGAUUUAACGAGACGUGAGGCAAUGACUUCGUUGAAGGAGCAUUUUGAGCGGUGGGGAACCGGUGAGGAGGCGGAUGAGGCGGGGAUGGUGGAUAAUCCGUUUGUGAGGGGGUUGUAUGAUACUUGGGGGGAGACGCAGUUGAGGACGAAAGUUAGGAGUCAUAGGGAGAUUGGGAGGAGGUUUUAUGGGGAGGUUUAUGAGAGGUAUAUUGAAGAUUCGUGA